This is a messenger RNA of Bactrocera latifrons, 2486 nucleotides long. RefSeq names its product zinc finger and BTB domain-containing protein 24-like. Gene Ontology annotation, molecular function: RNA polymerase II transcription regulatory region sequence-specific DNA binding; DNA-binding transcription factor activity, RNA polymerase II-specific. The transcript is spliced from 2 exons. The coding region runs from base 221 to 2311 and encodes 696 amino acids. Gene Ontology annotation, cellular component: nucleus. The record is from RefSeq and is a predicted model, not a curated record. NCBI's taxonomy places the organism in Eukaryota, Metazoa, Arthropoda, Insecta, Diptera, Tephritidae. Gene Ontology annotation, biological process: regulation of transcription by RNA polymerase II.
UUCCACCCAGUUCAACACGCGCUCUCUUUCUCCCUUUUUCACACGCUUUUCACACGCAUUUGACAAAAUAAUAAAAACAAUUUACGAAUUCUAGUGAAAAGUUUUAUACAUUGCCGUCUGCGAAAGGGUUUGCAAAAAGUGUUCAUUUUACCCGAAACAAUGUAAAAGUAGUAAAUAAAAUAAUAUAGUGUAAAUUCUAUUGUCUGCUUUGGUGUCAAAUAUGUCGAAAGUUGCAAUCAAAACAGAGAAGCUGGAUGAAGAGCAGCAGGAGGAGAUUGGCAUUGAAAGUAAUGUAGCAGUUGAGGAUGGUGUUGGUGAUCACAGCCAUGGAAAAGUUGCGUCGUCGACGGAUGUGAGUAAUUUAAUAGAGGCAGGUAAAAAACACUUAGAAGUGGGACGGGACACAAACAUAUCUAUGCGCCAGCUACAACAAAACCAAGCGCAACCCAAUGUUUCAACUAAAAACAGUGCAACUGACAAUGAGAUAAUUUGCAACAGAAAAGUAGCACUACCCAAAUCGCGGUGCGGUGAAGUCUUUGUAUCCAAUAAUGCACGGCAGUGGACAUUUAUUUGCACCUAUUGUAACAAAAGUACACGUGACAUUGGCGAAUUUAUAUGCCAUAUAAAAAUUAAACAUUUGGGUGGCUAUGUCGACGAUGGCGAUGAAACAGAUGAUGGUGAAUUCGAAGGAAAUCAGCAGUCUAAUUUAUAUGAACAGGAUCAAGAUUAUUUUGAUUGCGGAAACUACUUGGACGUAAAUGUGCACACUGAGUCCGAGGACUACAGUUUAAAUGGACAAGAUCAUUCGACAGCUUACAGACAUACAGGUAUUCACAAUUCACCCCAACGUCAAGCUGUAUCUGCUGGAUCAGGCCAUAAGCAAGCUGAGCACAGUAAACAAACAGAUCCAAAUAAAAAGAGUAAAUACAAUGAUGCAGAACAUGAUGCAAACGAAUGCGAAAAUGAAACUGCAUUUAGUAAAGCUAAAGAAUCGGCAGCACAGUGGCGUGCCGAUCCAGCCAGUUUCCAAUCAUAUGCAAAUAAAUAUACUUUGAAAUCUUCAACGCCCGAUGUCAAAUUGAAAAACACUGCGAAUGGUAAUUCUAGUGCCUACGAUACUACACCUGAUUUUACUGCGGGCAAGGACGACUUUGACACAACCGGCGCCUUUGAGAAUGAUGACGAAGAAGAUUAUGAUAAUCAGCUAUUUAUUGCACCAACCGACUCAUUGGAUGCCAGCAUACUGGGGGGCGGUACUGAUAUUAGUGGUGGUGGUGAAAUGAAGGCUAAGCGUCGACAAAUACGCGGCACUGCCUAUUGUGCAUUGUGCAAUAAGACCUUCCAAUAUUACUCAUUAUAUCGAAAUCAUAUGAUAAAACAUUCGAAUGAGACCCCGUUUAAGUGUCCCAUUUGCAAGAAAGGUUUUAAAUCAAAACAAGCCAUACGCUAUCAUAUGAAUACACAUCAAAAGGAGAAGCAAUUCAAAUGUACCGUUUGUAGCGCUUCGUACGGUACCGAGAAUCAUUUCAUUGCACAUAUUAUGACACACGAAAGCGCCACUGCGUUUCCAUGUAUGGUUUGCGGCCAAGUGUUGAGCAGUAGUAAGGAGCGUGAUCUUCAUAUGGCCAAUCAUAAAGAGGAACGACCCUUCCGUUGCGACUAUUGUAACAAACUCUUCCGGUUGCGACAUCAUUUAUCGAAUCAUUUGAAGAUGCAUCGUAAAUAUCGUUGUGAUUAUUGCAAAGAGAUAUUCACUAGCGCUAUAUACUUGCGAAAACCCUACGCUUGUCCGGGCUGCGUUAAUUUGCCUGAAGCACAACAGGAUGCUGCAAAUACCGCAAGCGCGAAAGUAGGACGUGCAGCUACAAGUAACAACGUUAACCCAUUGGAAAUAUUCGAAACAGUAAUCCCUGGACAACAGCAGGGUAAUGAAUUUGCACAGAUGGUAACAGAUUCCGAAGGUGAGGGUGAAGAUGAAGAUGGCGAAAUGGAUGAUGACGACGACGAUGAUGAUGAUAAUGUGCCACAAGGCACACCAAUGGAUGAGGAUGAUGACGAUAAUGAGAAUGUCUCAAGUAGAGCUGCUGAGCAAGACGAGGACGAUGAUGAAGAUGAUGUCGAGGAAGAAAAUGGCUAUGAGAAUGGCGCUGGUAGUGGUGGCGGUGGACAGACACUCGGCACUUAUGGUGUUGGUGGUGGCGUUGGCGGUACUAGUGGCGUCGGCCUAAAGCGUUAUGUGUGCAAAAUUUGUUCUCGCAGCUAUUCGCACCCCAGUGGGCUAAACUAUCACAUGCGGCAUAAGCAUUGCUAGUAAAAACGUACGUGUUAAAGCAUUGAUAUCCAAUUCUUAUUUAAAUAUUUAAGUAAACUGUACGAUACGACAGUUAUAAAAAAGUACAGCGGUAUUUUAGACAUAAAUAUGCACAGACUUAUAAAAAAAUAGUUUUAAAAAGUAAAGUACGGCGCAAAAGCGUUAAAAAAGUUAA